Wallemia ichthyophaga EXF-994 is the source of this 396-nucleotide messenger RNA. RefSeq names its product LYR motif-containing protein 4. Gene Ontology annotation, biological process: iron-sulfur cluster assembly. Gene Ontology annotation, cellular component: L-cysteine desulfurase complex; mitochondrion. NCBI's taxonomy places the organism in Eukaryota, Fungi, Basidiomycota, Wallemiomycetes, Wallemiales, Wallemiaceae. Bases 1 to 396 code for a protein of 131 amino acids. The transcript is spliced from 2 exons. The record is from RefSeq and is a predicted model, not a curated record.
AUGUCGACGGCACAAUCAACUCAAAUUAAUCGCCAUCAUCUCCUAGCUCUCUUUAGAGCUUUACAAAGAUCAGCCACUCGCUUCUCCAGCUACAACUUCCGCCACUACUUCCUUCGUAGAAAUCGUGUGGCUUUUAGGGAGUUCUUGGGUAUUCAUCCCGUUGGUACUCCUACACACGGCCAGGCUGCUGAUCAAGCCUCUGUAAAUUCAUUCUACUCCCACCAGCGUGAUCAGCUUGGUGUCAUUAGUAGAGCUGCAACCGUAAAUCGCAUGUUUGAGGGCGAGAGACUGGUCGUUGAGAGACCACGGAUCAUUACUGGUGGCGGUGGCGCUGGUAUGGAAGCUAGUGCUGGCGGCGCUGGUCAGCCAGUCAAUCCAAAAGACUCAGACAACUAG